AUGACCGAAGUCAGAUGCCGGAGCGCAUUAUUCAAUUUCAAAACCGCAGAGAUGGCACCAGCAACUAAGAAGGCUAAGAAGACCGCCGACUCUAUCAACAGUCGUUUGGCUCUUGUGAUGAAGUCCGGAAAGGUCACCCUCGGAUACAAGUCUACUCUCAAGCAACUCCGAUCUGGCAAGGCCAAGCUCGUCAUCAUCGCCGGAAACACCCCUCCUCUCCGCAAGUCUGAGCUCGAGUACUACUCCAUGUUGUCCAAGACUCAAGUUCACCACUUCUCCGGUAACAACAUUGAGCUCGGUACUGCUUGCGGUAAGCUCUUCAGAUGUUCUACCAUGGCUGUUUUGGAUGCUGGUGAUUCCGAUAUCCUCUCUAGCCAAUCUGCAUAG
This is a messenger RNA of Sclerotinia sclerotiorum 1980 UF-70, 387 nucleotides long. RefSeq names its product 60S ribosomal protein L30. Gene Ontology annotation, cellular component: cytosolic large ribosomal subunit. NCBI's taxonomy places the organism in Eukaryota, Fungi, Ascomycota, Leotiomycetes, Helotiales, Sclerotiniaceae. The coding region runs from base 1 to 387 and encodes 128 amino acids. The transcript is spliced from 4 exons. Gene Ontology annotation, molecular function: RNA binding; structural constituent of ribosome. The record is from RefSeq and is a predicted model, not a curated record.